Messenger RNA from Danaus plexippus (monarch butterfly), 3102 nucleotides. RefSeq lists its product as uncharacterized. Gene Ontology annotation, molecular function: ATP binding; valine-tRNA ligase activity; aminoacyl-tRNA deacylase activity. The record is from RefSeq and is a predicted model, not a curated record. The coding region runs from base 140 to 3076 and encodes 978 amino acids. Gene Ontology annotation, cellular component: cytosol. Gene Ontology annotation, biological process: valyl-tRNA aminoacylation. NCBI's taxonomy places the organism in Eukaryota, Metazoa, Arthropoda, Insecta, Lepidoptera, Nymphalidae. The transcript has 4 exons.
CAGAGACAUUUAUAUUUUAUAAGACUCAAUGAACAAUUUACAAAAAUGUAGGAUUGUUAUGAAACAUUGUAUUAGUUUCAGAAAUUUUUAACCUUUAAUAAUAUAUUUACACAAUAGUUACAUACUAUCAUAUAACAAAAUGUUAAAGUCCGGUCAAUAUUUCAACAAGAGAUAUAUUUCAAAGACAGUUAAAAUAGUUGCCAAAGAUAUUUUACCUGCUGCAGCUUAUACGCCGGAUAUUGUUGAAAAGAAAGUCUACGAUGAAUGGGAAAGGAGAGGUAUAUUUAAAGCUGAUAAUAAAAACGACAAAAGAAGAUUCAGUAUUGUUUUGCCGCCGCCAAAUGUAACGGGGAAAUUACACCUAGGUCAUGCUCUGUCCAAUACAAUUCAAGAUGUGAUUGUGAGACGGAAAAGAUCUCAAGGAUAUAAUGUCCUAUGGCUACCGGGAACAGAUCAUGCUGGGAUUGCCACCCAGGGUGUUGUUGAAAAGUAUUUGAAGACAAAUCAGAAUAUAAAUCGUCAUGACAUCGGUAGAGAUAAAUUUAUCCAAGAAGUCUGGAAAUGGAAAGAAGAACAUGGCGACAUUAUAUGUCAGCAGUUACGAACGAUGGGCUGUUCCUUAGACUGGUCAAAAGAAAUUUUUACCAUGAAUGAAAAUCACACAAAUGCUGUAAACACUGCAUUUAUAAGACUGUUCAAAAAAGGUUUAACGUAUAGAAAAAAGGCUUUAGUUAACUGGUGCAAUGCCUUAAAGUCCACUUUAUCUGAUAUAGAAGUUGAAAACAUAAGUAUUGACGGACCUACCGAUAUUAGUAUACCAAAUUAUGAUGUGCCUGUCAAAUUUGGUCUGAUUUAUAAUAUAUCAUAUAAAUUGAUAGAUAGCAAUGAAGAAGUUAUCGUGUCUACAACUACGCCGGAAACAAUAUUAGGUGACACAGCCAUAGCAGUCAAUCCUAGAGAUGAAAGGUACAGUCAUCUUAAAGGCAGGAGAGCAGUGCACCCGUUCAGGAAAACGACAAUACCAAUAAUAUUGGACAAUUUCGUUGACAUGAAACUCGGCACCGGCGCCGUUAAAAUAACCCCAGCCCACAGCAAAGUAGACUACGAAGUAGCUAAGCAUCACAACUUGGAAAUGAUCCAAGUUAUUGACGAGAACGGCAGAAUACAAAAUGGCGGCGAAUUCGAUGGCAUGAAGAAAUACGAGGGUAGAGAGAAAAUUGUUACCGCCUUACAAGUAUUGGGACUCCUAAAAUCUAUUGACCCGCAUCAGAUGACUUUACCAAUAUGCAGCAGAAGCGGUGAUGUUAUCGAGUAUCUAACUAAGGAGCAGUGGUUUUUGUCGUGUAGCAAACUCAAUAAAAAAGCCAUAGAAGUGGUUAGAGACAAAAAAAUUACCAUGGAUCCCGAGAGAUACGUGAAAAACUGGCUAAAUUGGGCCGAAGAUGACAAAGAUUGGUGCAUAUCGAGACAAUUGUGGUGGGGGCACCAAAUACCAGCAUAUAAAUGUAGCUUAGGUGAAGAUCUCAUAUGGAUAGCAGCUGUUGAUAAUGAGACUGCUAAAAUAGAAGCCUCCAAGUAUCUAAGGGUCCUUCCAGACGAUAUCACAGUGAGUAGAGAUCAGGACGUUCUCGAUACUUGGUUCUCAUCUGGUAUUUAUCCAUUCGCGGCCUUAGGUUGGCCGGAAAACAACAUCGACUUACACAAAUUUUACCCUUUGGAUUUAAUGGUGACAGGUCACGACAUACUCGGGUUCUGGGUGCACAGAAUGGUGAUACUAGGACUAGAAUUAACCGGACAACUGCCAUUCGACAAUGUUCUUUUGCAUGGGGUUAUAUGUGAUAGUAAAGGGGCGAAAAUGUCCAAGAGCAAAGGCAACAUCAUCGAUCCCAUCGACGUUAUAAACGGAAUAUCCAUGGAAGGUCUGAAGGAGAAAGUGGAAAACAUGCAAAAAGAUGGUCUUCUAACAAAAGACGAAGUCAAAAGAUCUAUAUCAUACCACAGAACGAAUUUCUCAAACACCAAUGGCAUCCCAGAAUGCGGAGUGGACGCGUUACGAUUCACUCUUCUGACACAAGACAUAAAAUCAAACUUCGUCAGCUUCGAUGUAAACCAAUGCCACGCAAACAAAUUAUUCUGCAAUAAAAUUUGGCAAAGCGUCAAAUAUGUCAGGCUUUCAAUGGAAAAACUUAAAUUUAUGGAUAAUGAAAUAACGAAAGACGAUUUAAGUUCUUUCGACAGAUGGAUUCUCAGCAAACUGUCGGACAUGGUUGCUGGUGUUAACAAGUCGAUUGACGAUAAUAACUUUCACAUCGCAACGAAAUGUUUAAAAACAUUGAUAUACAGUCAAUUCUGUGAUGUUUAUCUGGAGAGCACCAAGCCGGGUUUCGAUAGUGGCGAUGAGAAAACUGGAUAUGCGCAUGCGCACACCCUGUCCGCUGUUUUAAACACAUCCCUGCGAUGUUUGUCACCUUUCAUGAUAUACAUCACACAUGAACUUAUACCAAAAAUACCUAACUUUGAAACCAACAUAAUAUAUAAUUUCGAUGAUGAUGAUGAUAAUUUCUUUAAAUUUCCCAAAUAUGAAGACUUUCAGGUUUGGAAGAACGUUCACGUCGAAAAUAGAAUAGACAGAGUCAUUGAUGCGGUUAUAUUGACGAGGGAACUUAAAGGAUUUUACAAUAUAACCAACAAGUUAAAACCCACCGUAUAUAUCAACACAACAGACGAAUCCUUGUUACAUGAUAUAAAAAAUAAUAUUGACAUAGUACGACAUUUAUCAAAAACUAGUGACGUCAGAAUUAAUGAGGAAAUUAAAAAUAAUGUUGUGAGCAGUUACAUGGAUGGCAACACAGAGGUUGGUGUGGGAAUCGUUGGUGAUAAAUCCGAAAAUAUUAUCUCAGCGGCUAAGGAGAAACUUCAAAAGAGGAUAAAAAAAUUAGAAGACAGUUUGUCCAAACUAGAAAUGAAAUUAUCUAGUAGCCAUUAUGUGAAAACGGUCCCGGAAUACAAGCUAACCAUAGACAAACAGAAAGUUACACUACAGAGAGAUGAAUUGAAAAGAUUACAGAGAUUAUAACAAAUAAAUUAUUAGAACAACAAAAA